Messenger RNA from Daphnia carinata, 1671 nucleotides. RefSeq names its product integrator complex subunit 14-like (gene IntS14). Gene Ontology annotation, biological process: snRNA 3'-end processing. The record is from RefSeq and is a predicted model, not a curated record. Gene Ontology annotation, cellular component: integrator complex. Lineage: Eukaryota; Metazoa; Arthropoda; Branchiopoda; Diplostraca; Daphniidae. Bases 78 to 1607 code for a protein of 509 amino acids. The transcript has 8 exons.
AGAUUUUCGUAGAUGACGAUGUUUUGAAACUUGAAAAACUUAAGGAUGAAACUUGAUUUUUAACUUAUUAACUUGAAAUGCCUCUUGCGAUCGUAUUAGACGUUUCACUUUCCAUGUCAAGAGUAGCAAGUACUCCAGACGACGAGGAAGAAUACCAGCGAAAGCAUUUAGCCGUUCAAGGAAUUAACGUUUUAUUGGAUCAUCUUAACGCUCACUCUAAACUUGAGUUUGUUUCAUUGGUUGUCUUUUCGUCGCUAUAUGAAAUUCUCUGCUCAUUUACCAGAGAUUAUGAUGCUGUUAGAGCCAAACUUCAAAAUAUAGAAGACCGUGAUAAAACCUGUUUGGAAGCUGCUUUACAUGGUGUCAGUAUGUUGAUAAAUGAAGAAUGGGGACAGAACACACCUUGUCAUAUACUCCUCAUUACUGAUGGGAGCUCAAGUCUUAAUAUUUUGGGAAUGUCACGAAGUCUGUUAAAUGCAAGCCACAGAGGUGCUUCAAGAACGGAAGAAACUCUACCCUUUCUGCCUUUCAAUUUCCCGGCCAAAUUCCAUGUAAUAGCUAUCACAGCCCCAGAUGAUCCAUCACUGGCUGUUAGUAUGCCAGUAUAUCAAAAACUAAUUGAUUUAUCUGGAGCAGAAGGAAGUGUUUUUGUACCUGAAGGAGGACUCUCCUCAAAGAGCGUGCAAAACUUGUUCGCCAAAAUUGCUGAACUUCAUUACAGUUCGUUUGAAGGUACUUUGCGAUCAGGUUCACUGUCCGAUUCAAUCCUACUAUAUCCUCCUCCUAGAGAUCAUCACCACAUUGGAGAUAUGGAAGUUAUACAUUGUAAAAUUUCGAAGGAUAUCACCAUAUGUGGUUUCGUCGACCUAGUUGAUGUGGCAAGUCCGCCUGCCGUGUCGAGACACCUAGUGCUUCCAGUACACUCGACCAACAAGGGUGAUGUUUCGUUGGCCGAGCUAAAAGCUGAGGGCGAAGCAGAUGACGAUCUGUUGGCCGUACCGGAAGAAGGAAAGAAUCCGUCGUUCUGCGUUCUUCUUCAUGGGGCGCUCAAAGUAGAAAACAUGGGUGCUAUAUGCAGCGUAGGAGAAAAGUGGUUCGGCCUACUGUACUCUUGGGCUGACAGUAAAAAGAAAUCAAAUUUGAUGCUGUCCAUAUUUGAACCCGGAACAAAGUGCAUACCUUGGCUUGGGGACUUAAGUUUGCUUGGCUCAUUAAGCGAGGCCUCCGGUCAGGGCAGUUUUACCACUUUUCCAAUCAAACCUAAUGAAAAGCGAAGUUAUGCCCAAAGUUGUGUGGUCUGGGUCCAACCAGGCAAUUUACAGGCUGACAUUCAGAAAAUCUUACGCCACGCAAGGAAAAUGCCGGAUAAGACGCAACACUUUUAUAAGGAGCUGAACCGGCUUAAACGCGCAGCACUUUCCAUGGGAUUUGCUGAUUUAAUGGAGACGAUGGCCGUAAUUUUGGAUCGAGAAUGCACUCUUCUUCCACACACUGCACAUCCAGAUUGUGCCAUCCAGUUGACGCAUGCAGCUGCCCAACUUCGGCUAUCCCGUGAUGUUCGCCACAAUAUCACCGCACUUCGCACUAAAUUCACUCAUGAUGAUUGAACCAAUGUUUUUUUUAUAUUUGAUUCAUGAGGAAACCUAAAUCAUACACAGUUAUGUGCACUCA